Molecule: messenger RNA, 312 nt
Organism: Ogataea philodendri
Lineage: Eukaryota; Fungi; Ascomycota; Pichiomycetes; Pichiales; Pichiaceae
Exons: 1
Coding region: 1-312 (103 amino acids)
Biological process (GO): mitotic cell cycle; attachment of spindle microtubules to kinetochore
Cellular component (GO): mitotic spindle pole body; DASH complex; mitotic spindle
Source: RefSeq, a predicted model, not a curated record
AUGGACUCUUUGAACGUCAAGCUCCAGCAAAAAAUCAGAGAACUCGAAAGCCUCCAGCAGAUCAGAGACCUUACCAAGAACCUGAACGUGUCGUUGGAGGAGUUCUCGAGCCAGAUCGAGCUUCUGGGCGAAGAAGCAGGCUGUAUACAAACAGUUACCGAAAAUUGGAUGAGAAUCAUCAGGGCAGUCAGUUUGGCGUCCAACUCGCUCGCUAACUACAAAGAAGAAGACUACGAAACAGACCGUCCAAUGACAGAGCGACUGGUGCGCUGUAAGAUCGACGAAAACCAGAAAAUCAUUAGCAAGAAUUAA